AUUCAAUCUUCGGCUCGCUCGCAAAAUACCGUCACAACAAAUAUGGCUGAUGGAAGGGAACUUUUUUUCCUGAAAAAACCCUACACUUUUAUUUUUGGAUUAUUUAUGUUGAUAAAAUUUGCAAAGAAUGAGACGCAUAGCUUAUACAAGAAAAGUGACCCAAUGGUACAGUUUUCAAAUGGUACUAUAAUAGAUGGUCUAACAGAUAGUGAUAAAGUAUGGAUUGUAGAAUUUUACUCCAGUUGGUGUGGACAUUGCCAAAUGUUUGCGCCUAAAUGGGUUCGUUUAUCUUAUGAACUAAAAAAUUGGAAGAAAUAUGUAAAUGUAGGUGCAAUUGAUUGUGCAGCUGAAAAAAAUAUCGAUACAUGUUCGAAAAAAUUCAAAAUAGAUUCAUAUCCAACAAUAAAGUUUUUUGAUGUAAACUGGAAACGACCAGAAGAAGAUGCAAAGAAUGUCUCUAAGAAAAUGGGAAUCAAAUAUGAAGGUGAAAAAGAUAUUAAACACAUAAGAAGAGGUUUGAUUGAUCAUAUAGAAAAACAAGAUGAUCCGGUGUACAACAAAAUCAACUUUGAUUACAUAAAUGAGCAAGCUGUUGAAAACUUUAUGUACAAAAGAAGGCGUUCAUCAUUCAGAUAUUUAGCAUUGGUGUUUGAAGAUCCUGCUUCUUAUACUGGCAAGAUACUCAUGCUAGAUGCAAGUGGCUGCAAGAAAUUGGCUAUUAGACGAGUAUCGAAUCUCAAUGUUGAUUUGACUUCAAAAUACAAAGUUGUCAUGUUUCCGUCACUUGUUCUUAUCACACUGGUCGAUGGAGAAUUCAAGGAACUUAGUCCUAAUGACCGUACACACAAUGGUUUUGUGAAAGCGUUGAAUCAAAUUACAGAAGUGGUACAAGAGCCUCCAAAGGACGUAAAAGAAGAUGAACCUCCAGUGAUCGAUGAGUUACAACUUGAGAAGGCUGCUAAUAUGUCAUCUGACGUGCACAUGAUGGAUAUUGCAAGUGGCGUGAGCUUUGCAUUACGACGUGAAAUUCCAAAGAAAGAAACCAUAGAUGGCGAUGCCCUAGUUGCGCUCAAAAAAUGGGUGAAUUUGUUAAGCGAGUGCGUACCAGGUGAGAAAUACCUGACGUCAUAUUUAACAAAAUUGGAUGCAUGGUUGAACGGUAAAGAUACAUUGAAGACUCCUGAAUAUGUCAAAUAUUUAGACGAACACCAGGAGUGGGAUUCGUAUCUACCUGCAAAAAUUGAGUUUCGUGCUUGUAAAGGAAGUAAAACAAGAUAUCGUGGAUUCCCUUGCAGUUUAUGGGUAUUGUUUCAUACCCUUACAGUUAACUGCGCUUCUAAAGAGCCAAGCUCACUUACUGGUUUGGAAGUGUUGAAACGUCUUCGCGGUUUUAUUGAUCAUUUUUUCGGUUGUCGAUACUGCCGGGACCAUUUUGUUGAGAUGGCGAAGCAUGUUGAUAAAGAAGUUUCCACCUACGAUGAGGCAAUACUGUGGUUAUGGGAAAGACAUAACAUCGUAAAUGCUCGCUUACGAAAAGCCGUCAGCUCUGACCCUCUCCAUCCUAAAAUACAGUUCCCACCAGAUAGCAUGUGCGAAGAAUGCCGGAAGCCGACAACGAUAGAUAAUACCAUAGAAACAGAUCCUGGGCAUGGUGUUGCUGGAACGAAAUUUAACAAGGGGGUUAUUUUAGAAUUCUUGAAACAGCAUUAUGGUCCUGGUAAUAUACGUAUUAAAGAAAGCCCUAAGAGAGGAGAGAUUUUACAUGAUGAUGACCUAGUAAGAUUUAAUUCAUCACCCUCCUCCUUUGCGUUCGUAGGUUUGUAUAACUUGGAUAUGAGUUUAUGCGUGGUCCUUUAUGUCACCGCCAUGCUCACUCUGAUCGGUUUGUACAUGUACUUUAUAAAAAGGCGAACGAGAAAAUUAUGGAAGCAUCUUGUGUAGACAUUCUAAUGUUUUUGAGUUUCAUGGGAAAUUAUAUGUGAUAGAAUCACGGCAAAGAAUUCAAAAUUUUGUUCUAAGUUAAAAGAGAAAAGUUUUAGUUUUAUUUUUAUUUUCUAUUUUUAUAUGCAUAUUUAUUCCUGGCAACUUUUAAGUACUCUCGCUAUAGUUGUUUGUUUUUUUCCACUAAAAAAGCAAAUCUUUAAUCCCUUAUAUUUAUGUAAUUUAUUUAUGUUUUGCUACAAAAUCUGCUUUUCUGACCUCAAUCUAGAAAGUAUCUAUGAUAUAUCAGUUUGGGACAGCUACAAAAUAGCUGUCCCAAGAACGAAAAAUAUGAAAUUGUGUAAAAUAGAAUUUUAGUUUAGUUAGAAAUGUUUAAAAGAUAAAAGCGUCUAUA
This is a messenger RNA of Hydractinia symbiolongicarpus, 2335 nucleotides long. Its product is annotated as sulfhydryl oxidase 1-like. Gene Ontology annotation, molecular function: flavin-dependent sulfhydryl oxidase activity; protein disulfide isomerase activity. NCBI's taxonomy places the organism in Eukaryota, Metazoa, Cnidaria, Hydrozoa, Anthoathecata, Hydractiniidae. The transcript is spliced from 11 exons. The record is from RefSeq and is a predicted model, not a curated record. Gene Ontology annotation, cellular component: Golgi membrane. Bases 43 to 1941 code for a protein of 632 amino acids. Gene Ontology annotation, biological process: protein folding.